This is a messenger RNA of Cetraspora pellucida, 411 nucleotides long. The record is from the annotation of a GenBank genome assembly. Lineage: Eukaryota; Fungi; Glomeromycota; Glomeromycetes; Diversisporales; Gigasporaceae.
AUGACUCUUAACUCACAAGUUAUUUCACUUCGUCCGUUCAUUCAAGAAACUUUACGUAGAUCACGAAUCUCUUGGUACACUCUUCAAAUGGCAUUAUUUUAUCUUUUACGAAUAAAGCAUAAAAUAGCAACACUUGAAGUAGAAAUCACUGAUAACAAAAGUGAUCCAGCUGCCUGUGGUCGUCGAAUGUUUCUCGCAUCUCUUAUAAUAGCAUCGAAAUAUCUUCAAGAGCGCAAUUAUGCCAAUAGUGCUUGGUCAAAGAUAUGUGGUUUAUCUGUGACGGACAUUAAUGAAAUCGAGAGACGUUUUCUUAUUCUUAUUGAUUAUAACCUUUUUAUAAAGGAUAAUAUUUUUAAUAAUUGGACAAAUGUUUUGAAAUCACAUAUUUGUCCUUUUUCUGGAUUAGAAUGA